Molecule: messenger RNA, 1233 nt
Organism: Tarenaya hassleriana
Lineage: Eukaryota; Viridiplantae; Streptophyta; Magnoliopsida; Brassicales; Cleomaceae
Product: protein C2-DOMAIN ABA-RELATED 11
Exons: 4
Coding region: 496-999 (167 amino acids)
Source: RefSeq, a predicted model, not a curated record
CCUACAAUACGAUUUCUUUUUCCGUAUUAUCCCAUCGGAUUUCAUUGCCUUUCAAUUCGAUUCAAUAAAAUAUCUCCUCCUCCGUAUGAAUCAAAGUAACUAAUAAGAAGAUCGUUUGUCCAUUCGCCAAGAAGCCCGGAUUUUCUUACAUUUCGGUUCUGUUUCUCUCGCUGUUGGAGUUGGAUUUCGAGUUGACAGCUCGCUCCUCUGUCGGUUUUUUGUUUUUUGUGUUUUUUUUUUUCCUUUCUAAAGUUAGCAAUUUUCUCAGUGGAACCUCCCUUUCAGUUGGUACCCAUCAGAGGAUUUGCAGAUUCUUUUUUUGUUGGGCGCUUCACUCAUUGUUAGGGUUUUUUUGGUUUGUUCGAGAAACUCGUAAUAUCGGUUGCCGGAAGCAAAAAGUUCGAGUCUUUUUCAUCCGUUCCCGUUUUCUGCAGAUUCGUUUGCUUCUCUCUUUACCAAGUUGUGAUUUUCAUAUGCAGCUAUAAGUGUCUUAAGAUGGCCGAGCCGCUAGGACUGCUCAGGGUGACUGUAGUUCAAGGGAAAAAACUGGCAAUCCGAGAUUUCAAGACUAGCGAUCCUUAUGUCAUUGUCAAACUGGGCAAUCAGUCAGCCAAGACCAAAGUGAUCAACAAUUGCCUCAAUCCUGUCUGGAACGAAGAAUUGAGUUUUACCCUCACAGAUCCCGCUGCUCUUCUCUCUCUGGAAGUGUUCGAUAAAGACCGAUUCAAGGCAGAUGACAAGAUGGGUCAUGCCCAUCUCAGCCUUCAACCGAUCAUCUCUGUUUCAAGACUGAGGCACAUAAUUCGUGUCUCCUCGGGUGAGACAACGCUUAGAAAGGUCUUACCAGAUUCAGACAACUGUGUUUCUCGGGAGAGUGCCAUCAGUUGCGUAAAUGGGGAGGUAGUGCAGAGUGUAUGGUUGAGGCUAUGUGCAGUGGAGUCUGGUGAGAUAGAGCUGAAGAUCAAGUUCAUAGAUCCAUCUGCUCAGCCUUCGCAAUAGCUCCUACCAUGGAUCGUUUACCGAGUCAUAGGAACGAGUUAGGAAUCGUUUCUAGAGUAAUCUCUGUAGUUUGGUUAUGUCUUGUUCCAAGCGAAAGUGAAGGCUUUGAACUUUGCUUCUGUUGUGUUGCUCCGAGAAACAAAAAAUUUCCCUGGGUAGAUAAAUUGUAAAUUUGUGUCAAGAUACAAGAUGCUAUCAUAAGGAGUCAAGGACGCGUUCCCCGUUUUGCGUUUU